AUGAUUGAUUGUCAGUAUCCUGAUGGAUUUAUUUCGACGGAGAAUUUCAAACUUAUUUCUCAUGCUAUUAUUCCUCGUGCCGAAUUAACUGACCAGCCUAUCACAAUAGCCGAAUUCGGCCACUUUGUUAUUGGGUUUCCUCAACGUAUCGAAGGAACGCAGUAUUGUAGGAACACCCUGCUGUUCAACCUUUGCUUUAUUGUCCGCUCACGAGCCUCCCUUCACCAAAAUUACGAUCUUACUGGUCAGGACUUCCCUCUUGAUGUAGAUACCACUACGAAUGGUCUUCAACCUGCUCUUCAGUCUGCAUAUGAGCUCACGGUGAGGAAAAUCAAUCGAUACCUGGCUUACAUGGAGGAAGAAAACGCGGCUCUUUCUCAAAAUACUAUCAAAAAAACCAUCAAAGAUGGGGGUGAAACCUUAAUUCAUCGGUUUCUUCGGCAAACUUACACCGAUCUUCGGGAACAGGGUUUGUGUGUCACUGGUUUGGGUGAUGAGCUUCCCCCUUUAUAUCUUAUAUUCGCUCCCCGGGCUGUGAAUCAUUCUGCUUCGAGUUGCUUCAUUCCCACUGAGGCAGAACUCCCAACCGGGUGGCAGCGUCGUGGCAGUCUAGACGACUCAAGUUGCUCGGGAGAAGCCCCUAUAGGAGGUACCGACGUCUGGUCUCGUGUCCCUUCAACACUCCAGGACAGCACCGCCAGGGUCACAGAUUCAACUGUCUUUGUUCGAGUUCGCCCCAUCCUCACCUCCAUUGAUAACCACGUUGCUUACGUAUUGGAACCAUGUCAGGAUGUCGAAGGAUGCGAUCCGGACUGUGACUGUGAUCAAUCUCAGACCUCCUUCUGGGAGGCAAGAGAUUUGGUCUCCAGUCGUCUUUUGCCGUACAUUAAUGGCCGACGUACUGUUGCGCAAGUUGCUUCAUUGGCUUCCGUCGAUCGUAGCAUCGCUCGAAUUUGCAUGACUCAGUUAGAACUACUGGGAGCAAUAAGAGCGGUAUCUGCGCCAAUAUUUCUUCAUCCUACAGUUUUGACUGGAAAUAGUCCCACUGAAAUCUUCUCCAUCCCUGGAUAUGUUGGUUUUCCGCGUUUGCUACGCCUUUUGUUGGAUGAGAGGCUAAGAAAUGCCUGCUUCGAAUCCGUUGUAAGCUUUUUUUUAAUCUACCCUAAGUUUUUAUCUGCUCCUUAUGUGACAACAAAUGCGUUCUAUGGCCGCUUUAGAUGUCAGGGAGGAGACAUUGUUUAA
This is a messenger RNA of Rodentolepis nana, 1242 nucleotides long. The record is from the annotation of a GenBank genome assembly. NCBI's taxonomy places the organism in Eukaryota, Metazoa, Platyhelminthes, Cestoda, Cyclophyllidea, Hymenolepididae.